CGUCACUUUUCACCAGUACUAUUUCUGGAGAUGAUAGCGUAAGUGUGACAAAGGGUUACAAAGGAAUGUAAAUAAACGGCUUAAAAUAGUUUUAGCCUUUGGAUGCCAUCACUGUGGUUUGCCACAGAUGUUGGAGACUGCGGUCUGGACUAAGAGGACCAUGCAGUCCCCUGUACUGUUGUUCCUGGUGUCGGCCCUAGCCGGGAUGACCGCCGCCCGGCCGCCCGACGUGUGCCCUGCGCCGUGCGAGUGCCGCGGCAGCUCAGUGUACUGCAUGUGGGCGGGGCUAACCUCCGUCCCGAGCGGCAUCCCACCGGGAACCACCAUCCUCAGGCUCAACAAUAACCAGAUCUCAAAUCUUCCUCCAGACGCCUUUGCCAACUUGAAAAACCUCCGUGGGCUCGACUUGUCCAGAAACAAGUUAACCAACGUGUCAGCCGAGGUCUUCCGACCGCUAGCCAACUUAGAAUGGCUCUACCUUUCCAACAACGAGAUACAACACAUCGCUCCAAACGCGUUCGAGAAACAAAAGCAUCUCAAAGACCUUUUUCUUCAAGCCAACCACUUGAUGGAAAUCCCCGACGGAGCUCUUCAAUCUUUGCGAAGUUUGACGUUGUUGGAUCUAAGCGAAAAUGGAAUCAAAAAUCUGACAGACAACGCGUUCUCUGGACUAGUUCGUCUGCAAACGUUGUACCUCAGCGCUAACUGUUUCUCUCACAUCGACCACGACGCUUUCGCUAGCGUGGCAAAUUUGGAAAAGCUUUACAUCAACAAGGCCUGUCUAACGUCCGUCCCGACUCCGGCAUUCAGGAAUCUCAAGACUCUACUGAUACUAGAACUAGGCGUGAACGACAUAAGGGUUCUCGGCGAGAAGUCUUUCUUCGGUAUGGGGAGGUUGAAGAGACUGAGACUUAGCAACAACAAGAUAGCGCUGAUUUCGGCUAGGGCAUUUGAAGGCCUUGAGGAGCUGCGAUAUCUGGACUUGAAAGCGAACCGUGUGAGUGAGCUACUUGACGGAACGUUCGGAGCCACUCCAAACUUGGAGGAGCUUUAUCUGUGUAUGAAUAACAUCACAACAGUGAAGGAGAACGCUUUUGAGAAUGUACCGCGUCUGCAGAUGCUCAAGCUAGACGAUAACGCCAUAGCCACAUUCCCUGCGUCUGCGGUAGCCCCGCUAUCUAAUCUCCAAGCUUUCGACAUCUCCGGAAAUCCGCUCAACUGCGACUGCUUCUUGCGACCGCUGCGAAAAUGGCUCGAUGGCGCGCGGGCUAUAGCUAAGCUCGCCACGAGGGAACAGACACUCUGCGCGGCUCCAGAGAAAUUCCUCGGUGCCAGGGUGGACGUGAUCCCGCCGGUGAACUUCACGUGUCCCGGUGGAGACCCUCCGGGAUACCACAUACCCCCAAAAGGUCCCUCGACUCCGCCCACUCGACGCAUGACGUCAUCACCUCCCCGUGACGUCAACCACCAAUGGGAAACCAUUUUGGGGAUUUCCCGUUCAUCUAUGGAGUUGGACAACCUCUCAGGCAUACAGGCAGAGGAGAGCAAAGAGCUAGGGCUGGAACUGGGGGAAGAAAUGAAGACACAGGUGGAUGGAGUGAAGGAGAGACUGGACGCCGUUCUGGAAAAGCUGACCGCCCUGGAAGACACCGUGGCCGCCUGUGCGCACACCGGCAGGACCUUGGUGCUGAAGGGCCUUCGGAUCGAGUUCGACGGAGAAGCCCCAGUAAACUGAUUCUAAACUAGAAAGGUAAC
Branchiostoma belcheri (Belcher's lancelet) is the source of this 1755-nucleotide messenger RNA. RefSeq names its product protein slit-like. NCBI's taxonomy places the organism in Eukaryota, Metazoa, Chordata, Leptocardii, Amphioxiformes, Branchiostomatidae. The transcript is spliced from 3 exons. The record is from RefSeq and is a predicted model, not a curated record. Gene Ontology annotation, cellular component: extracellular matrix. Gene Ontology annotation, molecular function: protein binding. Bases 128 to 1735 code for a protein of 535 amino acids.